Molecule: messenger RNA, 1017 nt
Organism: Aspergillus calidoustus
Lineage: Eukaryota; Fungi; Ascomycota; Eurotiomycetes; Eurotiales; Aspergillaceae
Source: the annotation of a GenBank genome assembly
AUGUCAUUCUCUCUCGAUCACCUCUCGUUAGUCCUUGGACAAUGGCUGCAGCCUAUCAUUCAGCGGCUGCCGCCUCAAGUGCAGGAUGUGUUGGGACAUCCACUUGCUCCUAAAGCUAUCCUUGUGUUGUUGGCGCUGGCCCUCGUGCGCCAAACGAACCGUUACUUGACGAACCGGUCAUUGAACAACGGAGUACCUCUCGAGAAAUGGGAGCCCGACCGCGAACUGGUGCUGGUUACCGGUGGCUGCAGCGGCAUUGGCAAGCAAAUGGUGCUUGAUCUAGCCACGACUGGCGUUCGCGUGGUGAUUCUCGACAUUCAGGAACCGACAUUCUCUCUACCGUCGCGAGUUACGUUCUACAAAGCCGACAUUACCUCUUCGGCCAGCAUUGCCGAAGUCGCGGAGAAGAUCCGGGCCAAGCUCGGCGAUCCCACGGUUCUCAUCAACAAUGCGGGCGUUGGCCAUGACGGCACGAUUUUGCAGAAGCCAGAGGCCAAGAUCAGGCAGACAUUCGAAGUAAACACGGUCUCUCACUUCCUUAUGGUGCGCGAAUUCAUGCCGAGCAUGAUUGAAAAGAACCACGGGCAUAUCAUCACCAUUGCCAGUAUGGCCAGCUUCAUCGGUCUGGGAGAUAUGGUCGAGUACAGCUGCACCAAGGCCAGUGCGCUUGCUUUCCACGAAGGUCUGCGCCAGGAGUUGCGUUUGUGGUACAAGGCGCCCAGAGUUCGGACUUCAAUUGUCCAUCCCCUCUGGGUUCGCACGCCAAUGAUCAAGGUCCUAACCGACGCUGGCUCGGAAUUCAAGCAGCCAAUCCUCACACCGGAGAUGGUUUCCGCCGCAGUGGUCAAGCAGGUCGUCAAGCAGAGCAGCGGACAGAUUAUCCUUCCCUCAUACUAUACCCCGCUUAGCAUGCUGCGCGCGCUGCCGAAUUGGUUCCAGGAGUUUGCCCGUGGAGUUGGAUCUCGGGACUUUAUUAAACUCCGCGAGUGGCAGGCAAAGCAGCUCAAGGAGCAGUAA